GAAGUCUUUGUCUAUAUAAGUUCCAACUUUUCUCACAGUUGUGUCUUCUUUUCCUACCUCGCCGCUCUUCAACCAAAAUAAUCCCUAACUUUUGCUGGCACAACUUUUUCUUUCAAUGUCAGAAGAAUUUCAAGAAUCCGAGAUUACAUUUUCCGAUGAAUAUUUCAUGAGUAACAACGUCAAGAGUAGCAACAAAGAAAACACCAAAAGACAGCCGAUGGCCACGGAGAAGAAGUCAUCUCCGGUGAGAAUUCCGUCAAGAACUAUUUUACCGUGUACGGUUGAGGAGGAGGAUGAGGAGGGGAAGGAGAGUAUAACUCCUCCACAUGUCAUAAUCGGAAAACGAAGAACGGAAGCGCAAAUGGCGUUUUCCUUCUGUACCCUUAAAGGAAGAGACUUAAGUCGUCACCGGAACUCCGUUCUUAGGAUGACCGGUUUUUUGGAAGUUUAAUUGUUCCAAAAUAAAAUGAGAACCGAUCUGGUUUAGAUUGCUUUUGUUGUAUUUGUAUAAAACAGCUUUGAAGAUAACCGAAUGGAAUCACAUUUUUUUUUUAAAUAUGGUGAAAGAAAAGUUUAGUGUUGGGAAUAAUCUUCCAUUAUUUAAUAUUGUAAGAUGUUAACUUAAUAAUAACAAUUUCAUGUUAAAUUAUUGUUUGGUUUCUUGAGAAGAGGAAAACCAAUAAGAAUAAAAUCUUAGGUUAAGUCGAGUUAUGCUA
This is a messenger RNA of Brassica oleracea var. oleracea, 716 nucleotides long. RefSeq lists its product as uncharacterized. The record is from RefSeq and is a predicted model, not a curated record. The coding region runs from base 116 to 451 and encodes 111 amino acids. NCBI's taxonomy places the organism in Eukaryota, Viridiplantae, Streptophyta, Magnoliopsida, Brassicales, Brassicaceae. The transcript has a single exon.